Messenger RNA from Zingiber officinale, 958 nucleotides. RefSeq names its product methyl-CpG-binding domain-containing protein 4-like. Gene Ontology annotation, molecular function: zinc ion binding; DNA binding. The record is from RefSeq and is a predicted model, not a curated record. NCBI's taxonomy places the organism in Eukaryota, Viridiplantae, Streptophyta, Magnoliopsida, Zingiberales, Zingiberaceae. The coding region runs from base 166 to 657 and encodes 163 amino acids. The transcript is spliced from 2 exons.
CGGGUAAACAACUACCAACUCGGACGAGUCCGAAUCGGUCCGAGUUUGCCACUCACGUCGUUUCUUUACGAAACACGGGGGCAUCGAUCAGCUCGGAACCCUAUUUACUCCGACGGCGCAAUUCUCGACUCGACGGCGUUCCGAAGCGGCUGAGGGAAAGCUUCCAUGGAGAAAUCCAAACACACGGUAAGUGCAUAUGCUGUUCAGUGCGGUGAAUGUCUCAAGUGGAGGUUAAUCCCAUCAGAAGAAGAGUAUGAGAUUAUCAGGCAAAACUUUAUCGAAGAGCCUUGGUUCUGCCACAAAAAACCCAAUCUCUCAUGUGAUAAACCAAGUGAUAUAGAAUACGACAAUUCUCGAGUUUGGACUCUUGACAAACCAAAUAUACCAAAGACUCCACCUGGCACAAAAAGACUACUGAAUAUGAGAUCAGAUUUCUCCAAAAUGGAUGUGUACUAUCAAAUGCCAAACGGAAAGAAAAUCCGGAGCAAUGUAGAAGCCGAGAGAUUCCUCGAAGCCUUUCCGGAAUACAAAGAUAUAAUGUCACUUGCAGAUUUCAGUUUCACAUCGCCCAAAAUCCCUGAAGAUAUGGUUCCAAAGGAAGUAGAGAUGAAGAUUGCAUCAUCUAAAAGUAAGAAGAUGAAGGUUGCAAACUCAUAAUCUGUUGAAGAUGGGUUUCUCCUCAAAACGAAGGGAUCCAUUGAGCUACAGAACAAGGAAAAGUGAUUAUGGUUAUACAUUCGAUUUGUCUAGAAUCUGGCUGAUGAACUUUAAGGGAGCCGCAAGGCAAGAUUUCAAUGCCUUUUUCGUUUCUAUUUUCUCUGCACUAAAAGUGAGUUUCUUUGUGGCCUUGCUUCUUGCUUCCAUGUGGUGUGUGGUGGUUGUAUGAACCAUAUUUCUGUAAUAAAGGCCAAACACUGGAGAAUAAAACUGGCUGCUUCUUUGGUUUGUUCUUUGAGAA